AUGUCUGUCAUGAACAUGAGCUGUGUUGAUUGUUGGAUCCAGGGAACAAAUCAUAGUGACCUUUUAACAAAGCAGACUUCAACUACAGAGAAGUGUAUUUUGUUUGUUGUGCUGAGUUUCACAAUAGUGACAGACAUCACUGGAAAUGGUUUGGUGAUUUUUUCUGUUCUGAGAAGCAAAAAGCUAAGAAAUUCUGGUAAUGUGUUUGUCAUUAGUCUGUCUAUUGCUGACCUCAUUGUUGCCCUGUAUCCCUAUCCUGUUUAUCUGACUGCCAUAAUCAACGAUGCUUGGAUACUUGGAGAUAUGCACUGCAAAGUAAGUGGGAUUGUCGUGAGCAUUGGUGUCAUUGGUUCUGUCUAUAGUAUUACAGCCAUUGCAGUCAACAGGUAUUGUUACAUCUGUCACAGUAGCAGAUACGACAAGCUGUACAGUAUGAAGAACACCUUUUGCUAUUUUGUGAUGCUCUGGAUCCUGACUAUCAUUGUUUUGCUGCCGAUCAUCUUUGUAGAUGCUUUGCAAUAUGACCCACGGGCAUACUCAUGCACAUUUAUACAGACUGUUAAUGCAAUGUGUGCCAUGUUUGUGGCUAUUGUCCACUUUAUUGUUCCAGUUUCAACUGUAAUCUUUUGCUACUCAAGCAUUUGGAUUUUACUUAUUCGGGUCAAGUACCGAGUCAGACAGGACAGCAAGCAGAAGCUGAAACCUUCAGAAGUACGGAGUUUUCUGACUAUGUUUGCAGUGUUUGUGAUUUUUAUCAUUUGCUGGGGUCCAUUUAGUAUUAACAGCCUGAUUGUAGGCUUCAGUCCUCCUGGGAGGGCACCCGAAGUUCCCAGCUCACUAUAUGUGCUAAAUUAUUUUGCUGUUUAUUUUAACAGCUGCCUUAGUGGCAUUAUUUAUGGAAUUAUGAACAAAAAUUUUCGGCAGGAGUACAAGAGGAUACUUAUGUUGUUAUGUUUUCCAUUGCUAAAGUGCAGAAAUACUACUUAA
Messenger RNA from Protopterus annectens (West African lungfish), 987 nucleotides. RefSeq names its product melatonin receptor type 1C-like. The transcript has 2 exons. Gene Ontology annotation, cellular component: membrane. The coding region runs from base 1 to 987 and encodes 328 amino acids. Gene Ontology annotation, biological process: G protein-coupled receptor signaling pathway. The record is from RefSeq and is a predicted model, not a curated record. Lineage: Eukaryota; Metazoa; Chordata; Ceratodontiformes; Protopteridae. Gene Ontology annotation, molecular function: melatonin receptor activity.